Molecule: messenger RNA, 5449 nt
Organism: Anguilla anguilla (European eel)
Lineage: Eukaryota; Metazoa; Chordata; Actinopteri; Anguilliformes; Anguillidae
Product: ectonucleoside triphosphate diphosphohydrolase 2-like
Exons: 9
Coding region: 115-1623 (502 amino acids)
Biological process (GO): nucleoside diphosphate catabolic process
Cellular component (GO): plasma membrane
Molecular function (GO): UDP phosphatase activity; GDP phosphatase activity
Source: RefSeq, a predicted model, not a curated record
UAUUAUGAGCUCGCACGGGUGCUUCUUCGCUUCACUUCUUCUUGUGUUCUUCGCUCGUUGCCAGCACUUGGAGCCGCGAUUUAGCUACCUCGGUGUUUCACCACCUCAGCACACAUGGGGAAGCAGCACUGUCAAAUUAUUGUCCCUGUCGCUCUCCUUUUACUAGGGAUACUGGGCAUCCUCCUGCUUGCCAUCCCUGCGAACGACAUGAAGCAACCUCCGGAAUAUAUGUACGGUAUUGUCCUGGAUGCUGGCUCCUCUCACACAGCCAUGUAUGUCUAUAAGUGGCCAGCGGACAAGCAGAACGGCACAGGCAUCGUCACACAGCACAGCGAGUGCCAUGUCAAAGGUGGCGGGAUAUCCAGCUAUGCAGAGGAGCAGGGGGGCGCCGCCCGGAGUCUGGAGCUCUGCCUGAACGAGGCUAUGAGGGAUAUUCCGAAAUCCAGACACCAGCUCACACCUGUCUAUCUGGGAGCCACAGCAGGAAUGCGGCUGCUCAACAUAUCAAACCCCAUUGCAACUAAGCGGAUCUUGGGAGAAGUGGGGCAUAAAAUACAGUCCUACCCUUUCAACUUUCGAGGAGCAGUCAUCUUGUCCGGGCAGGAGGAGGGAGCGUACGGCUGGGUCACUGUAAACUACUUGCUGGAGAACUUCAUCAAGUAUGGUCUGGUGGGGCGCUGGCUGAGCCCGGGGCGAGAGACCGUGGGUGCUCUGGAUUUCGGAGGGGCAUCCACGCAGAUCACCUUCCUGACUCACGACAAGGUGGAGAGCGUGGAGAACGGGAAGACCCUGCGGCUGUACGGGCAGGACUACACCCUGUAUACCCACAGCUUUCUCUGCUACGGCCGCGACCAGAUGCUGCGCCUGCUGCUGGCUCACCUGGUGGAGGGUCAAGGUUACCCGGAUACCAUCACUCACCCUUGCUACCCCGCGGGCCACAACACCACCAUGACGAUGGGAAAGGUGUUCGAUUCCCCCUGCACAGCGCAAAAGAAACCAGACUCCUACAACCCCCAGGCAACCCUGACCGUGCGGGGCACCGGAAACUACCAGCAGUGCCAGAGCAACAUGACCCUGCUCUUUUCAUUCGACCAGUGCCCCUACUCCAAGUGCUCCUUCAACAAGGUCUUCCAACCCCACGUCAAGGGCCAAUUCAUGGCAUUCUCUGCCUUUUUCUACACUCACUUGUUCCUACAGCGUGCCACGGGAAUUACUGUCACUUCCCCAGAGCUCCUGGAGAGGGCAGCGCGCACUUUGUGCGGUAUGAGCUUCGAGGAGAUGUUAGCGAAAGCCCCGGACCAGAAGUCACGCCUGCAGGAUUACUGCGCAGCCUCGCUUUUCCUUCAGACACUGUUGUUGCGAGCCUAUGGUUUUGACGACACCACUUUCCCCCACAUCUCCUUUCAGAAAAAGGCAGGGGACACUUCCAUUGGCUGGGCACUGGGCUACAUGCUGAGUCUGAGCAGCCUGCUGCCAGGAGAGAGCGUUUCCCUGCGGAAGGCCCUGCGACCUGAAGCCUGGAUUGGCCUGCUCUUCCUCUUCUCGCUCCUCCUCCUUGUGGUGCUUGUAUACCUGCUGGUCAACGUUUUACGAGGAAAGAAGAGCGGCAGUAAUGUAAUCUAAUACCACUAGGGGGCAUGCUUUUUCCUCUGGCAUAGGCCUCAGAAGUCUGACGUAACGCAGAGCAAAAACCUUGCACAUAUAUGGAAUUCCGGUUCAAAGGGAAAUUUCUCUAUGGAAAAAAUGAAUGGAUUUUCACAUAACCGUCCCUGUCACAGUCUGUGAUUUAAGCUGGCGUUUAAAACUUGGACGUUUUUAUCUGGACACAUUUCUCUCUUAAAUGGCAGUGGAUCCGCUGAAUUCCGAUGUCGUUUUUUAACCGAAACAAUUAUUUUGCUAACAAAAAGCUAACACUGCUGCGCAUGUUAUUUACGUCACACCUCUUGCAGUUCCCUGGCAACGCUUGUGAAGCGCAAGUAGCUAAUUAUAUUAAGAUGUUUACAACGAUAUAUGCAAUUGUAAAAAAAAUAUUAAAAUGUAUAAUUUAUACACUAACGGGAAACAACGGGAAGAAAACGGUUUUCGAGCGGGUAUCGAAACCGCUGUGUGUGAUGUUGUAAUUGUGCGACGGGUCAUCUCGGGUGGCUAACCACUUUGCCGUAGCAUUUGGCUUUUUAAAAUGACACAGAAUUUUUUUAGAUGAUAAAAAAUGGGUAAAAAGCAUUAUUUUUUCAUAUACAAAAAAACGUCCAAAUGUCAUAAUUUAUUUUAAAGGAAUUCAGAAAUCUCCAUUCAUUUGUCCCAUAGGGGCGUCUAUUUUUUGAAUCGGAAGUCUCGAAAAUGCUAACGAACCCGAAGGGAAUGACGACACGACUUCUGAGGCUUAUGGAGGGUUCAGUUGGGAGUCAUAUUAGUGCCUAAUCCCGUAACCAGUUGACCUGGGCUGUGUUCGAAUCAGCACACUUGCCUACAAUUGAGUAUGUUAGUUAAGUACGCAACAUUUCUGAAAGGUCAAUGCACUUAAAAUGCGAAGAUGACAUUCUUAUUUUCAUGUUUUUUCAGAAGCAUACUAUUCAGGGAGUAAAUUAAUACUUAAAUAUUACAUGCAGCUGGACAUCUUAUUCCAUCAACAAACAAACACAGAUGGCUGUGGGAAAUUUAAAUAACAUUGCCAUAUGGACUGUUUAAAUGUAUGUGGUUUGUUUACUUUUUAUGGUACAUUGUUAAAACUAGCCUAACUUUGUUUACAGAACAACUUUUAAACGCCUUAAUGCCACCCCCGACUGAAUCGGAGUGUGAACUGCACAGGUGCAGCAUGAUUUAUGACACUCCCAUAGUAUGGUUAGGAUAGUAUGGUGGUAUUUUUCACAUUCUGCCCAUUGUGUACUAAACAGUAUGCAGUAUGCUUAGUAGACAGUAGUUCAAGGACACAGUAGUUAGGAGGCGAUUCAGACACAGCUCUGGAUGUCUGGUGUCGCCCUCUAUUGAUCUUUAAAAAGCAAACUCUUAGAAAAAACAACUGCUGUAUUAAUGAUGUUCCAAAAUGCAAAGACUGGAAGAUAUGGAUGUUUGGAAGGAUGGUUGCAUAUGGAUGUUUGGAAGAACAUCAUAUCUGUAGCUUAACCAACAUUUACCCGAUGAAUCCUGUGAUUAACCAAUAUUAACCCUAUGAUGUCUGGCUGGAACUGUACUGUAAAUGUGGCAAGUAAUUUCAGGGCAAUCAGUUGCUUUAAGCAGCUUUGCACUUUUAAUCUGUUGAAUAUCAAACGCAAGUUUGACCUACUACCAAAAAUUUCAGCCUGAUUUUUGGAAUUCGUAUUUAUGGUAUAGCCAAAGUUUUUGGCCGCCUUUAGGUAAACUUUACAAAAAGUUGAAGAAGAAUUCUUUAAUGAAUGUGCAUUUAUUGAACAAAAAACCAAAGUAUAAACAUUUUUUUUCAAUUUCUAUCUACAAUAACACAAAAGAUGAGUUUUACUUAAAAAUAAUCUUGAACAUGACUUUCCUCAAAAUAGCCUCCUUUUGCUUCAAUUACAAUUAAACAAUUUAUUGCUAGUCAAUGUGAAUAUUUAGCAAUGUGGGAGGUGGAGGAGUGGGAGGGAAGGGGUAGUUAAAUUGACUGAAAUAUUUUUUACCUUUAGUUUUUUAUUUUUUUCAAACUGGAGACAUUUUGUUGCAGACAAUAGAAAACUGGGUUUAAUUUCUUAGCCAGAUACACAUUUAGAGCAUUUCCUAAUUCUUAAGAAUCUCCGCUAGUUUUAUUUUUUUUAAUAGAAAAAUAUUGUGUAACUGAGUUAUGCACUGACUGUAUAGUAAUGGUCGUAGAUUUGAACUGGAAAUGAUCCAGAAUGAAUACAUUAAUACUGGUAUGCAAAUUACAAAAUGUUCUAAAACAUGUUGUAUAUAAAGUCUUGUACAAAUAUAUUGUAACAUAUGUUAACAGACUUUCAACAUAUAUCCUCUUUUUGUCAUGAAUUACAUUAAUGCUAUAAGCAUGCUGCAUAUUGCCAGAUACUCUAAAUGUACUGUUUGCAUUUUAGAUGAUUUACUGAAACAACAUAGGCUACUUUAUAUGAUAUCUGUGUAAACUUCAAAGUGCACAUAUGGAAAAACUUUCCACAGUCAGGGAGAAAUGAUGGAGAUGUAUAUGUCCAAAAGUGAGACCUGACUUUUUAGGCCUCUUUAUUUUUGGUCCUCCUCCUAGUUUUUGCAAUAAUGUAAGUUGUAAGAACAGACAACAUGCUGUUAAUUAUAUUAGUAGGUCAUAUGAAGUUUGCAGCAUGUGCUGAAAUUGCGAAUGUACAAUCAGUGUCAUGCACCAAAACAUUUGCUGCAAAUACUGGUGUUCAAUUGGGAUGCAGGUAUUGCAUCCGCCAAGUUUCGACUUGGCAGGAGAUGUCCCAUACCUAUACAGCACUUGGAGUUUGGAACUUUUCUGGGUUUCCUACAGAAAUAACCACAAUGACCACAGACUCAGCCCUAUAUUGUAACAUAUGUUAACAGACUAUCAACAUAUAUACUCUUUUUGUCAUGAAUUACAUUAAUGCUAUAAGCAUGCUGCAUAUUGCCAGAUACUCUAAAUGUACUGUUUGCAUUUUAGAUGAUUUACUGAAACAAUAUAGGCUACUUUAUAUGAUAUCUGUGUAAACUUCAAAGUGCACAUAUGGCAAAACUUUCCACUGUCAGGGAGAAAUGAUGGAGAUGUAUAUGUCCAAAAGUGAGACCUGACUUUUUAUGCCUCUUUAUUUUUGGUCCUCCUCCUAGUUUUUGCAAUCAUAUAAGUUGUAAGAACAGACAACAUGUUGUUAAUUACAUUAGUAGGUCAUAUGAAGUUUGCAGCAUGUGCUGAAAUUGCAAAUGUACAAUCAGUGUCAUGCACCAAAAAAUUUGCUGCAAAUACUGGUGUUCAACUGGGAUGCAGGUAUUGCAUCCGCCAAGUUUCAACUUGGCAGGGGAUGUCCCAUACCUAUACAGCACUUGGAGUUUGGAACUUUUCUGGGUUUCCUACAGAAAUAACCACAAUGACCACAGACUCAGCCCUUGAGAACAUUGACUUCUGUACCUUCUGACCUCAUGGAAACAGUACAGAAUUUGGAUAUAACUUCACACGUCCACACAAUGAAGCCCCAAACUUGGGUUUCAAAUUUCAAAAAAUUUUCUCCUCAUUUUUCCUGCUAUUUCAUCAUCGCAAAUGCUCCAGUUCCACAAUCAAUAAUUCUCCCCAUUGGGCAUUUAGUGACGUCUGCUAAUAACAACAUCUGAUCAAAUUAGUCUGAUGAAAAUAACCAGUACUCGGAUACACAGCUAAAUGGACAUAUAAGGAAGCGCAUGUAUAAUGCUAUUUUAGCGAAUGGGACAUGUUUUUAAAACUUUGUGGUCGACAUCUUUGUUUUGUGUGGAAGCUAGCUUUCUUGUUAGCUAAUAAUUUCCUAAAUAAAUAAAUAAAAAUAAA